AUGGACAAUACAACUUCCCAAAGCUCUACUAAUGAUCUGAUCGCAGCAACCCAAUAUAACAUGGACGUAAAUAUUAUGCGCACUGCCCUCGUAUUAUUUUUGGUGGUGAUUACUGUUGUUGUUGUUCUUAAUCUUCUUCAUCUUUACGCCAAGUGUGCUCUCCGUUGUCGAGCCAGGCUUCAUCGUCGAACAACCCAUCUUAUCGACAUUACAUUCACCGCCGAUGAACAUAUGAAUUCGCACGGUGAACCACCUAAACAUGGGCUUGAUUCAUCAAUCAUUGCGGCUCUACCAACGUUUUCAUAUAGAAGUAGUGAUGAUAGAGUUGAUGAUGAUGAUGAAACAGAUGCUAAAGAAUGCACAGUUUGUUUGGGCACCUUAGAAAAUGAAGAGAUUGUCAAGGUUCUUCCAAAUUGUAAGCACAUUUAUCAUGUACAAUGUAUUGAUAUGUGGUUGAACUCGAAUUCGACUUGCCCUGUUUGCCGCACAGGGGCUAAACCUUUGGAAGAAAUAGGUGAUUAUCAUCAUCAUCAUCAAGCACCAUCUUCACAGCAAAAUGAGACAGGUAUUGAUGGGAUUGUUGUAGGAGUUGCUUUGCCGGAGGAUUCAUCUAACUUGCCCAUUACACCACCAAGGUCAGAUCAGAUUGUACAAGAUAUUGGUGGUGCGCCACCGGUUAAGGAGGGUGAAUCCGGACUGAGUUCCCUUCGGAGAAUUCUUAGUCGGGAGAGAUCAGUGAGGACAAAUCGACACGAGUCUGGGCAAUCUGAUGCAGAGGAAGAUCUUGAGAGGCAGUGA
Macadamia integrifolia is the source of this 798-nucleotide messenger RNA. Its product is annotated as RING-H2 finger protein ATL40-like. The transcript has a single exon. Lineage: Eukaryota; Viridiplantae; Streptophyta; Magnoliopsida; Proteales; Proteaceae. The coding region runs from base 1 to 798 and encodes 265 amino acids. The record is from RefSeq and is a predicted model, not a curated record.